This is a messenger RNA of Acaromyces ingoldii, 2363 nucleotides long. RefSeq lists its product as hypothetical. Gene Ontology annotation, cellular component: nucleus; cytoplasm. The transcript is spliced from 2 exons. Lineage: Eukaryota; Fungi; Basidiomycota; Exobasidiomycetes; Exobasidiales; Cryptobasidiaceae. The record is from RefSeq and is a predicted model, not a curated record. Gene Ontology annotation, biological process: negative regulation of cell population proliferation; negative regulation of mitotic cell cycle. The coding region runs from base 153 to 2039 and encodes 628 amino acids.
CGUGUGCUCCCCAAGUAAAUUUGCUUUGCGAUCGAGGCCUUGGGUGGCUUCUUGCUCGCUAUCAAAUUAGCGCUUAUACCGGGUUUUACUGCGUCGCCCAUCGCCGCUCAUCUCACCACUAUCACCUCAUCACCGUUCUCUGACUUUUCGACAUGCUAGGCGAAAUCAAGGCUGGCGUCGCACACGUCAGGUCGCUGCUGGCCGUCAAGAGGUCCAACGGCGACAAGUUUUCGGAAGACCUCCAAGCCAGCCUCGAGAGGCGCUACGCCAGCUGCUGGUAUCAAGACGACGCAGAGCGAGGCUCGGCCUCGAGGGCGCUUGUUUGGCACGGUCACGGUGGAGGUGAAGGUCUGGACGACGAUGUCAAGCGGGCCUGUCUUGCGGAGACAGCUCACCAGACUGACAACGUCCUUGACAUUCUCCCCACCGUUUUCACAAUGUGGAUCGACCCAAGCUGCGUCGCCAUCAGGAUGGGCGGAGGUCCAGGCACCUAUCUGUCGUCACCGUACCAACACCUCAACUCGACAAUUAACGUCGUGUGGGGCACGAUGCCCCUCUCGACGCCGUCGAUUGCCCCACCUGUGCCCGCGCCUACUCUCCGCGUGCUGGCCUCGACACCUGCACUGGACUCGUCGACAUGGACUUCAGGCAACAGCAAGGGUCUUGCUGCGCUCGACUAUCAUCACGCUCGGUUGCCUUCGACAGCCAGCAGCAUCGACAGCUUUGUCGCCGUCUCUCGCAGCUCGAGCAUGAGCAGCAGCGGUGACGAGAGCGAGCAAUCUUCGUGCCCUAGUCUAUCCUCCGCCUCGUCUUCCCACCGUGACAACAAUGACUCCGAUAGUGAGCUGUCUAUCGAGGACAUGGUCGGAAAUGGCUGCUACGGUCACUUUGACAUCAUCGAUGAUGAAGAUGAUCAGCAAGAGGAUGCCGGUGAUGUCACCAUCACGCCGCAGGACGAUCUUGAUGUGACCCUUGGUCAGCUCCCGACGCCAGGCGAUGCAUCGUGCGAGUCGUGGAACAAUCCUUGGCAGCAACAGCAGCAGCAAGGAAAGAGACAACCCCGUGUCGAGGCCAACAAGAUCAACUACACCAUCCACGACGGUGGUAAUGUUGGCGUCCUUGGUGGCGGCGUCCGUCUCGGAGGCGGUGGCACGUCUUCCAAGAGCCUUACGCCCCGUCCUCAGCAACAGCUCCAAUCUUCUUUUUCGACCCCCAUGCCCCCGGCACCAGUGCCAGUGCAUGUGCAGCUCGCGCCUACCGCAUACCGGCCUGAGCUCCACGACCACUACGGUGCUCCUCCUCCGUACACAGCGAAGCCAGCCUAUUACAUCGAGCAGCAACACCAGCACCAGCAUCAGCAGCCACAACAGCCUCACGGCUUCCACCCUUCCUACCCGGCUUACUACCCAGGCCUGCCCGGUCACCCUCCCUUUGACGUGGCCCAGCAGCAAUACCUUGCCGACAUGAUGAUGCGACCCAAGCGCAUUCGCUCACGCGGUCGCCGCUCUCGUGGCCGUGGCGCUGGAAGGGCAGCACGUCGACAAGCAGCAGCUGCCCUCAAGGCUCUGGGAGAAGAGGUCGACUACGAUUCCGUCACAAGCGGAACGCCUUCGACAAUGACGGGCUCUUCCUGCUACGAUGACGACGAAGAGGAAGAAAAUCACGGCGAGAUCACUUUCCGCAACCACGAGAUUACCAAUGAGGCAGGCAAUGCCUUGGGUCUCAUCAACCUCGAACGCCCCUCGACGCCCGUCUCGAAAGUCAUGCUCGACUCGUCCCUCGAGGCCACGCCUACCGCACCGGUCAAGACGGACGAGGAGACUAUGGCACUUGUCCGCCAGCGUGCAGAACAGGUCGCCAACGAUCUCGCCAGUCGCCAGGACGCUGAGCGCGACGAGCGUGUCCGCUUGGCGAAAGCCAAGUUCCAGGCGCAGGCCGCCCACGCGCACGCCCAGCUCAUGAUGCUCCAGGAACAGACCAGGCGCCCUCAGCACCACGGUCUCCAGCCCUACAGCUACGCAGCUGCCGCUGCGCAUUGAUGAUGCUGCAACAGACAGACUCUCCCCAGCUCGCAGUGCCGCGACGUGUUUCGCCUCUGUGGAAACACACACCGCGGUCGCGCACUCCAACCCCAUUAUCAUCGUACAGUAAAAACUUCUCGCCUUCUCUACCUUUUAUUUUUGAUAAUACUACUAGCAGCGACCUAGCCAAAGCGGUCAGCGUCCUCAUCUCUACAUACACACACUCACUCAACUCUGUUCAUACCGGCAAAGAAAUACUCUCGAGUCCGAUUAAUUAUCAAAUAGUGAAAUCCCAUUCUAUCUCUUCUUUGCCCACCGUCGGAGUCUUCUUUCUCGACCAAG